Molecule: messenger RNA, 1449 nt
Organism: Magallana angulata
Lineage: Eukaryota; Metazoa; Mollusca; Bivalvia; Ostreida; Ostreidae
Product: piggyBac transposable element-derived protein 4-like
Exons: 3
Coding region: 100-711 (203 amino acids)
Source: RefSeq, a predicted model, not a curated record
CCGACAUAAACUCUUAAUGUAUUUACUGUAAAUAAUUUGUCAAUAGGUAGACAGGGUGGUGCAGCUAGGAGUGUCCACGGUGUAGGGUAUGAGGUGGUGAUGCAACUGAUGGAACCAUAUUUGUACAGAUAUCACCACCUCGUGUGUGACAACUAUUUCACGAGCCCGGCUCUCUGCUCUUCCCUCUUUGAUAAAGACACCUACAUGACUGGCACUGUCAGGGUCUACAGAAAAGGAAUGCCCAAGUCUUUAAAGAAUUUAAAGUUGCAGCGUGGAGAGUCACUAGUAAAGCAAAGCGGACCCAUUAUGGCACUUUGUUAUGGUGACAGGAAAACCGUAACAUUUAUGUCCACGCUAUCCCAGCCCAACGUUAUUGCGACACACAAUGCCCGGGGAGUUGAAAUCCAAAUACCGGCAGUCAACUGCGUGUACAACCAAAAGAUGGGUGGUGUCGACCUGUCCGAUAAAAGUUUGGAGCUCUAUGAUCCUGACAUAAGGUCCAACAAAAUGUGGAAACGGAUCCUGUUCAACCUCCUUCUGAGAGUCAUUUCCAAUGCGUACAUCAUAUACAGGCAAAAUAGAGGUCUACGGACUAAAAUGAACAGGAUGGACUUUCAAAUUGGAGUUUGCUUGGGACUUGUAAUGUUGGAAAUUUUCGGCAACCCAGGCGCCUUGCUGGAAGGCCAAGUCUGUCCGCUCAAGCAAGACUGACAGAGAGGCACUUCAUAGAACAACUUGAUGAUAAACACCCUUAGAAUCGAUAUCGAAAAUAAUUAAUUAUAAUACUCUGGUAUAAUUAUGUCCAUGCAGCAACUAAAUAACGACAAACUUAAUAAUAACAACAUUUUGUCAUCUGAUUUCUAGGCAGAAAAAGAAAAGUAUGCGUCAUCUGCAAAAGCAAAAUUAGAACGUGGUGCGCAUCCUGCGGCAUCGGCCUGUGUUUGAAAUGUUUUGUCACAUUUCAUACAACUAGACAAUUUGAGGAAUAAAUAAAAACAUCAAUCUGUUAUCUUUUUUCUUGUUUUUUUUUUAAUUUUAGAAUAUACCGACUUGAUGUAGCAAUUUCUUUAUGCUUAACGAUCGUCAGAUUUCCGUCUCUAUAUAUCGUAAAAUUAAUUAGUAAGAAACGAAAGGAAUUAUUUAAAAAUUGAUUUCAUUAUUUCAGUUCUGAUGCUUAAAAUUUCUCAAGUGGCGAGGGCCACAAAAUACUAACUAUAGUUAGAAAAAGUACAAAGCGUUAAAAUAAAUGAAAUUAUAAAAUAAAAGAUAAGAUAUGACUGGAACGGGCACUUUAUGUAAUACAAUCGAGCGCAAAAUUAUUUCCGCCGAAUAACGUCAAAAAUUUUAUGACGUCGUUUAAUUGUCGCAGUGACGUUAGUAUAUUUGCACGCUUACGUCGCAGCCAGAGGGUUAAUGAACGGCAAUAUAAACUGCGAUAUGCCAAAUAAG